This is a messenger RNA of Aegilops tauschii subsp. strangulata, 2177 nucleotides long. RefSeq lists its product as uncharacterized. Lineage: Eukaryota; Viridiplantae; Streptophyta; Magnoliopsida; Poales; Poaceae. The record is from RefSeq and is a predicted model, not a curated record.
UUCAACCCCGUCUCCCCUCCAUUCACUCGCCACUCCUCGCUGCGCUGCGCAGUUACACCCACCAAACGCACACGAGGGGAGGCAGUGAUCGGCGCCGUGGCGGCGAGAUGGCGGCGGCGGCGACGAUGACGUGGCACGAGGAGCUGGCCACGCUCGUCGGCGACACGGGCGUGCGCCUCCCUGCCGUGGCCGGGGGCGCGGCGCCGGCGCCCAAUUCGGCGGCGGCGGUCGGGGGCGGCUGGUACGGGGAGGAGGAGGAGGGGAAGGUGGAGGAGGGAUGGGCGCAGCAGGCGAGGGGCUUCGCCGAGUCCACGGCGGAGAUGCUGCGGGAGCUGGGCCUCGGGGUGUGGGACGUCGCCGCGCAGAGCCUCGCCGGCGCCGAGGACAGCGAGCUCGCGCGGCGGCUGCGGCGGCCGGCGGCGGCCGCGGGCAAGCGCCUCAGCUUCAUGAACGAGUACCUCCCCGAGGACCGCGACCCCGUCAGGUGCUGGGUCGUCGUUGCCGCCGUCGCAUUCGUCGCGCUCCUCGUGUUAGGUGUAGGAAGUAGCGAUGAUACCCCAGUGGAGCAACCGAAGAAACUUUACAUAAGCCCCCCAAAUGCUAAAAGAUUCCAACUUCCUGAUGGACGGCAUCUGGCUUACGAAGAAAAAGGAAUUUCAGCUGACAGGGCAAGAUUUUCACUGGUUGCUCCCCAUUCAUUUCUUUCGUCAAGGCUAGCAGGAAUCCCUGGAAUCAGCUCAUCCCUUCUAGAGGAAUUUGGGGCACGACUUGUGACCUAUGAUCUUCCUGGUUUUGGUGAAAGUGAUCCUCAUCCAGGCCGAAAUCUGAAUUCUUCUGCAUUAGACAUGCUUCAUUUGGCCGAUGCCCUUGGGAUUGUGGACAAGUUCUGGGUUGUAGGCUAUUCUGGAGGUGGCAUGCAUGCUUGGAGUGCUCUGCGCUACAUUCCUGACCGGGUGGCAGGUGCAGCAAUGUUCGCCCCUAUGGCAAAUCCAUAUGACUCCAAGAUGACCAAGGAUGAGAAACGUAAAAUAUGGGACAGAUGGUCAACUAAACGAAAACUAAUGCACAUUUUAGCUCGGAGGUUCCCAUCACUAUUACGCCUCUUCUAUCACCGAAGCUUCCUUUCUGGAAAGCAAGGACAGCCUGAGAGUUGGUUAUCAUUGUCAACGGGAAAGAAGGAUAAAACUUUACUGGAAGCUCCUACAUUCAACACAUUCUGGGAAAAGGAUGUUGCAGAGUCUGUGCGCCAGGGAGAUGCGCAGCCAUUUGUCGAGGAAGCUGUGCUGCAAGUAUCUGAUUGGGGUUUCAGCUUGUCAGAUAUUCAAAUGCAGAAGAAAGAGGAUCAGGGAGUAUUUGAAUUUAUGAAGUCUCUGUUCAGUCAGGCUGAACGAGAGUGGGUGGGAUUUCUGGGCCCAAUCCACAUUUGGCAGGGAAUGGAUGACCGGGUGGUGCCCCCGUCGGCGACCGAGUUUGCCAGGAGGAUGGUUCCAGGAGCCACUGUCCACAAGCUUCUCGACGAAGGCCACUUCUCAUACUUCUGUUUCUGCGACGAGUGCCACCGGCAGAUAUUCUCCACCCUGUUUGGCACCCCGCAGGGCCCUCUCAAUCCGGCACCGGAAUCCAGUGAAGUGGCCCCGGAACCGGCGGAAGAAACAAGCCCUGCAUACGAAGAAGUUGCAGAGCAGGAGCAGGAAACAUCAGGGCUGGCCUGACCAUGUUCAGCCUCAGGAUCAUGAGUAUAGAUACAAGAGUACAACAAGACUGUUACUAGUAGGAACCUCAAAGAAAAGAUAGGCUUUUCCUUCCUUGCCGCCAGUGGAGAAAUGCUGACCGAUUAGGCGGACUGAGUAGAGCGUCGAGUAUAAAACGAAGCUCUGGGUCUGUGUCUGGGUGGGGGGCUGCACCGAUUGUGCUGGUUCAGUAUAAUGUACAGGAAAAGUCUUGAAAGGUCUGCGCAAAAAAUCACCUGCUUGGUGCGCCGCUAGCGUUCUCUCUCGAUAUUGACAUUCGAUUCGGUUGGCCUGUGACGACGCGACGCCCUUGCAUGCCUAUUCUGCGCAUUUGCUUAGCAUGCCGUGUAAUGGGAUGGUUGGUUGUAUUGCUCUCUCAGCUAUGCAGAAGUCUUUGCUGUGCCAGCCUUCCUGAUUCUGGAAAUAUAGCACUUGCUUCAUCUGUAA